UCCGCGCCAUUUUCAACUGUAGUUUUAUCUUGGAUUCUUCAAUCAUGCAUCAUCAAGAUGGCUAUGGAAAAGCUGUUCUUGCCCAUUUCCUGGCUGCAACCGCCAUUGGACUCAUCUCAGCUGCAACCUUGUAUUUUAGGCGAAGAAAGUCAAAAUCUUCAUCCUCCGAAGAUCAUCGCCUGAAUAAAUUUCUUGCUCCAUUUUUAGACAGAACUGAGUCCGGCCGUGUUGGAAAGCUUGAAAAAUUUUCAGAUUAUGUUGCUAGGCAAAUUGGGUUUAAAGAUGGAAGUGAAUGCCCUCAGUUGAGCAAGUUGGCUUAUCAGUACUUGAAAAGAUCCAACGGGUGUCAUGAUAGGAUUUAUGAGUAUUUUGCUAAUGAAGCAGAUGCAGAUUCUUUGUAUGUCAAGUUGGUCGAAGAAUUUGAGAGGUGCAUUCUUUCUUAUUUUGCAUUUUACUGGAGUCAUGCUUCAUUCAUGAUCACUCAGGUAUUAAGUGUGGAUUCUGAGCAGAAAAAGCUCAAGGACUUUGUAAUGGCUGCAACAAGAAAGCAGAGAUUUGAAAAGGUCACCAGGGACCUGAAGGUGGCGAGAGUUUUCUCUACGCUGGUGGAGGAGAUGAAAGCAAUUGGACAGACAAAUGGGGAAUCAAAAUGUACAGAAGUCAUGGUUCCCGUAGCUCACAGUGAAAGAAGUCCAGUACUUCUCUUUAUGGGUGGUGGAAUGGGAGCUGGCAAGAGCACCGUCCUGAAACAGAUUCUCAAAGAAUCAUUUUGGUCUGGAGCUGCAGCAAAUGCAGUGGUGGUAGAGGCAGAUGCUUUCAAGGAGACAGAUGUCAUCUAUAAAGCACUUAGUUCCAGAGGUCACCAUGACAUGCUUCAAACUGCUGAAUUGGUGCAUCAAUCUUCCACUGAUGCUGCAUCUUCCCUCCUAGUAACUGCACUUAAUGAAGGGCGUGACGUGAUAAUGGAUGGUACCCUAUCAUGGGAGCCCUUUGUGGAACAGACAAUUGCAAUGGUGCGAAAUGUUCAUAAACAUCGCUACCGCAUGGGUGUGGGGUACAAGGUUGCAGAUGAUGGUACAGUCACCGAAAAUUAUUGGGAACAGAUUGAAGAACAAGGAGAAGUAGCUCAGAUCAGGAAACCAUACAGAAUAGAGUUGGUUGGAGUUGUUUGUGAUGCUUAUCUAGCUGUUGUAAGAGGCAUCAGGAGAGCAGUACAGACAGGAAGGGCAGUGAGGGUAAAGCCACAGCUGAAAUCACACAAGAGAUUCGCAAAUGCCUUUCCUAGAUACUGCCCACUGGUGGAUAAUGCAAGGCUCUAUUGCACAAAUGACACGAGUGGACAUCCCAAGUUAAUAGCAUGGAAAGAUGGAGAUAGCAAACUUUUGAUAGACCCUGAAGACAUCAAUUGUCUGAAGGUGGUUGGCAGCCUGAAUGAUGAAGCAGAGUCCAUAUAUGAGCUUCACAAAGAAUCUGACCCGAUCUUGAAGCCAGGUUCAAUUUGGAAUGACGUAGUUUUGUUGCCCAGAAGGAAAACUAUCAACCAGGAGCUGAGAACUGUCAUUGCCAAAAUCGAAGUUCCAGCAAUAUAGAUAGACUCUCUUCUUUGGGUCGUCGUAAGUUCUAUGGUUUGUUACAGAUCAACAAGAAGCUGUGGUUAAAAUAUUCUCCACCAUCAUCACUUUGUAACAAGCUUUUCUCGGCACUGGUGGAAUGCUGCAAGUCUCGUACAAAUGCCA
Coffea eugenioides is the source of this 1736-nucleotide messenger RNA. RefSeq lists its product as uncharacterized. NCBI's taxonomy places the organism in Eukaryota, Viridiplantae, Streptophyta, Magnoliopsida, Gentianales, Rubiaceae. The record is from RefSeq and is a predicted model, not a curated record. Gene Ontology annotation, molecular function: ATP binding; kinase activity. The transcript has 9 exons. The coding region runs from base 45 to 1589 and encodes 514 amino acids.